AUGCCAGAAAGUGAACCCCUUGUUCCACCUUUGAGAUUUAGUCACAUACAACAAAAUCUAUAUCGCGGUGGAUAUCCACGAAAAAUUAACUUUCCGUUCCUUGCGAGUUUGAAUUUGAAGACGAUUAUAUCUCUUACCCCUGAGCCGAUAAACGAAGCAACAGAUCCUUCUCUCUUUGAGUUUUCCCGUGUAUCAAAUAUCACAUUGGUACAUAUAGAAUGUGCUCAAUCCGGGAAAGGCAAAAAAAGGGGAGUCCCAAUGGGCUAUACCACAAUAUUAGAGGCUCUUAAAUACAUUAUUCAUGAUGAGUUUGCUCCUGUUUACUUCCAUUGUCUCAAUGGAGGCCAAGUGACGAGCCUCGUGGUAGCAUGUCUACGGAAAAUACAGUUCUGGUCUUCAAUCGCAAUUUUCAAUGAAUUUAUAAACUUUUCCUUGAACAUGACUGUCAAUGAUCGGAGUUUCGUGGAUGGCUUUCGAGGAGAAAUUAAAUACCUUCCUGAAGGUAAAGUUGACUGGCUCUGGAUGGGUAUCAGCAAAAGGGUUAUCGGGAGUCAUCCGACCAUAAAAGUCACGGAAGAAAGAAUCCGAUAG
This is a messenger RNA of Metschnikowia bicuspidata var. bicuspidata NRRL YB-4993, 591 nucleotides long. RefSeq names its product protein-tyrosine-phosphatase (gene OCA6). The record is from RefSeq and is a predicted model, not a curated record. NCBI's taxonomy places the organism in Eukaryota, Fungi, Ascomycota, Pichiomycetes, Serinales, Metschnikowiaceae. Gene Ontology annotation, molecular function: phosphatase activity. The transcript has a single exon. Bases 1 to 591 code for a protein of 196 amino acids.